Amoebophrya sp. A25 is the source of this 1708-nucleotide messenger RNA. NCBI's taxonomy places the organism in Eukaryota, Dinophyceae, Syndiniales, Amoebophryaceae. The record is from the annotation of a GenBank genome assembly.
AUGCGGAAGCAAUGGAAUUAUCUAGCGAAUUGGAAAGCGAUGAUACGAAUGUUAUGGGGCUCAGCUUUUGAUAUUCAUCAUCUCUAGUCAGUGGUCACACUCACAAUCUCAAUCUCGACAUCUUCUGGAUAUAACAACAAGUAGAAGUACAACAACACUAGCAACUAGAAGCUUAUUUUCCACGUAUACUAAAAACGCACAGCAAAAAGUACUACAGAGUGGUCAGAGACGUUGAGGAAAUAUAAAUUGGAAAGACGGUUUCUAGUGUGUAUGGUUCCGGUAUUUGGUAACCUGAAUUCGAUCGCAAGGGUUCUCUUGUUUUCCCUUAUGAUCAAACUCAGUGGAGCUACACUCUUCGAAGAACGGCACUUCUUCGCAGCAAGCUACUGACGCUCCACACUCUUCUAAGAACGGCACUUCUUCGCAGCAAGCUACUGACGCCUCUCUUCGCCAGGUGUGGGAAAGGAAUUCGCUUACCUACUUCAGCGAAGAGGAUCACAAGAGGAAUUUCAUCUUGCAUGCACUUGUGAUUCCCUUUAUUUUGGUCAUCGCAACCUGGUUUUUUUUGACAAGAGCGAACAGUUGGCUUGCGGAAUAUUCUAUGUCGUGCUUCGCGGGAGCUUUUUUUAAGGGUAGUUUUUCACUAUCCCAUGUGGACUAUGCUGGGCGGGCUUCUUCUCACUGAGAAUAAAUUAUUGAUUGGGAGAAAAACUAAGCGGCAGAGAGCGAGAGGGCAACCCACUCGACUCGGGAUAGUGAAGGACUACCUUUAGUUUUUGCUUGUGGUUCUUUUGCCUUACCCUCAAGACGGAGAUGUUUAUCUGCUUCAAGUCCGAAGUUCUAUUCGAACGCAGCUCUCGCUUGAACCACUGUUGCACAGAGGGAGGGUCGACUGCCGUCGCGAACUUGGACCCGAAAACUGGCCAGUUGCAACUGCUCACGACCAAAGCAGUAGGGAAGGGGACUGAGAUUAGGGUACAUCUUCAGUUGUAUUCGAGGUGGUAUGAGCCCCUUCAGAGUUUCCAGUAGAAAUAAAGAGAGAGAGGCGAAAGUUGUCGAAGUGGAGGUCAACAUUUAAGAUAAACUUGCAGUACAAAAAAUAUACUCCCUUCUUGUUGUAGGGCACCUAGCUCAUUUUGUAGCUCACCUAGCUCAUCUCGCUUCGUCUAACCUCCUCACGAUCGACUACCUUGCUGGCGGCCGCUACGCACACCUUCAACCGGCAGAGCGGAAACUCAUUCUACAGGAGGACUAUGGGUUUUUGUGCACCUGUAAAGUCUGUAAUAAAGUCACGACUUCAGUUAAGGCUGGUUUCUCACUAUCUCAGGUCGGUGGAGGACGAGAAUCAAUGCUGAAGAAUGGCGUCCUCAUUGUCACUGAUUUAGUAAAGGGAAAACCAAGGUCGGUGGAGGACGAGUAGGCUGAGAGAAUGGUUUGGUCCUCAUUGAUUAUUUGAAGGGGAAAUAACUACUAAGGGGGACACACGGCAUUCCAGCUAAGGCGGACGCACGGCCUGGGAUCAUAGUGAAAGACUAGCGCUAAUUCAGCAGUUGUUCCAAUGGAGGCUGGUCCUGGUGGCGACCUUGCUCGUCAUAUGAACGAACAACAAGAAGGGAUGAGUGUAGAAAACAUUAGAAUAAGAAACCAAAAUCAUAAUCAAAUGACGUCUUCAAGAGACCAUGAAAUAGAUACAGAAGAUGAAGAUUGA